This is a messenger RNA of Peniophora sp. CBMAI 1063, 3945 nucleotides long. Lineage: Eukaryota; Fungi; Basidiomycota; Agaricomycetes; Russulales; Peniophoraceae. The record is from the annotation of a GenBank genome assembly.
AUGGCUGAUACACCGGGCGCGGGGCCGUCUCGUAGAGUCCGGCCCACUGCCGCAGACUAUCUCACAGAUGACGAAGGUGAAGACAUGGAGGGGGAUGAGCCCAUGAAUGUAGACCCCGAGCCGAUGGAUGUUGAUCAUGAUUGGAAUGCUCCCAUCCCCGGCGUCGCAGAUGGAGCUCAACCACAACACAAUGCCCCGCAGAAAGAGCAGGACCAGCCCCCACCUCGUAAACACAAAAAGUACCAUCGGCAGCCUGGCGAAAAGGCCGCGGUCCUCGAAGACGAGAACCUUAAGUUGGAAGGCGAGGAGGAGUCGGAGGACGGCGCACUACCUCUGCGCAUACUCACAAACUUCGUGAUCGUGGAGCAGGACGAGAAGCGCAUGCGGCCCAUUGAUCCUGAAAAGAAUAUCGUGCUGGAGGCAAUCGGAUAUGCGACUCGCGCUGUUGAACCUGACGAAGAUGCCGGGCAAGAAGACGAAGGCCAAGAUGACGAUGGUCCACUGGGUGUGCGUAUACGUACAACACGCUUGAUAUCAACUAGCUGCGAUUACUUGAACACAAGCAACAUAGAAAUCACUGUCAGGACCAAACACGCCUCUUACAUUCUGAGAACACCUGACGAGCAGUAUCGGGAAGUGUUUGCCGAACGAAUGCGCCUCAUCAACCUCACUGCUCUACUGCUGAGCCUUGGCCACGACCCAAUGAACGCGCCCGAGGUGGCAUCUCUGGACGAGUUCAAGGAGAAAGCCAGAUAUCUGGUUCUCGACGGCAAAGCCUGCACCAACUUGCACAUCAAAUCUGCUGCUUAUCAGAUCAAGAAGCUCUUGCCGCGGCUCGAAGUCACAGAAGAGGUCCGCUUGGCCAUUCGUAACCAUCCCAUCAUCAUCGAAGCUCUUCGCCUUCUCGAUUAUCCCCACGUCGGUUUCCAAGAGUCUGUACCCAUCGAGCACCGCCGCCUCCUGCCUCCCCGCCUCGAAAAGCUCACUUUGACAUACGACCCAAACGAUCCGCACGAUCUCACGCGCCUCAAGAUAGACAAGGACGUGAUGAAGCCUCACAAUCUGACCCAGAAUAUAGUCCUGCCACGCAUAGGUCGACUCACGAAGGGAUGGACGCACGAGCGCCUACGGCUUUUGGGUGGCGAGCUGGGGCCAAGGAGACGUCAGUGGGAUAAGGUUUUGUACCGCCAGGACCUCGAAGCGGCCAUACAGUGUGCAGGGAAGGCUCCUAAGGCAAAAGUGUUGGCCAACGUAGACGGCAAGUUGAUCAAGCCGGACAGAAGACCGAGCGCAAAGUGGAGGCAACCCUUCCGUGUACAUGGAGUGGUCUACAAUGUGGGUGACGCAGUUCUAUUCCCCAUCGACAAGGAUCUGCCAAAAGAGCUACCGGAGGACGCGCGAAUAGAACACUACUUCCGGUUUGGCAAGAUACUCUACGUGGACAUCAAGGAGGGCGAGUCUGUCCACAUCAUGUGGUACGAUCACAGCAGUCGUACCGCCUUGGGUCUCCCACCCGCCUCGGAUGAGCGCGAGCUGAUGCUCACAUCCCGAUGCGAGAGCGUCUGGGCCCGCGAACUGUGCGGCGUCGUACGCGUUCUUGAACCUGGCACUGGACUGGAACUCAAGGAUGGCAUCGUGUCGGACCAGAUCGACGCGCACUACUUCUGCCGGCUGUCUUACGAUCGAUCACGGCCCUCAUUCGCGGACCUUGCCCCGCUGCCUGAACUCGUUUCGAGCGAGAAUGACCCACGAGGGUGUCCCACCUGUAUAUGUGAUGAGGAGGAGGACAUCCAAGGGGAUCCACGAUACUCCGAACCCCGCGGUGUACCUACUGUGUUCUACAAAGGAGAGCAAUUCCACAAGGGCGACAACAUCCUCUUCACCAGCGGCGUCGAAGGUGAGAUCCCUGGUCCACCUGGAGUCGGCAGUCUCGGUCGCAUCGUGAAGUGGGAGAAGACGGAUAGAGGGCCGGUCGCUCAGGUCGCACAGUUCGUGAGGCAGGGACACUGCGAGUUCGAGGAUGCAGGGUUGGGAGACUUGGAUGUUGACGGUGUCAAGGACCCCCGUCAACUCUUCAGCACGACCUACGUGAUCUCCGUCUCAGCAGCUCGCAUAGUCCGCAAGAUCUACGUUCGACGUGUCGCCCAUUCCAGCUACAUCUGGACGCCAGCCAUGGGCGACAUCAAGAACUGGCUGGACGCCUCCCCGGACCACUUCAUAGUCAAAUGGCACUUUGAGAGCCUCGAGCCUACUGCUGAUGGCAGUCCGCCGAAGCUGAGGUGGUACUCGGAGAAGCGGCUCAUGGAGGACUUGAGCCACGACGAGCGUGCGGAGAUGGUCUGCAAGCCGUGCAGCAAGGCUAAGAGAAGGGAAUAUAAGCUUAGGAGCAGGUUUGCGGAGAGAAGGGAGCCGGUGAAGAUACUGGAUCUGUGCUCGGGGACGGGUGCAUUCAGUAUGGGUAUCAAGGAGGGGAUGGGGUGUAGAGCAGAGAUCAGGUAUGCGGUGGAGAUCUCACCGUCUGCGAUGGCAUCGUUCAAGAAGUAUUCACCUGGGACGACGGCGUUCAAUACCUGUAUCAACACCUUUGGCGAUUAUAUGUACAAGUACAACACCGGUACACUCGAUCCGAAUGAGGAGUGGCAGAAUCUCGACGGUACCGCAUUCGCCGUCCCGCCUGCUCCCGGUGAAAUCGACGCUAUCGUCGUUGGAUUGCCGUGUCAACCACACUCUAUCAUGAACCGCUUCAAGCACGACGACGACGCGAAGAGCAACCUCGUCUUCACGGUCCUAUCCAUCAUCGAACACCUCCAGCCGAAGCACAUAUUCUUCGAGAACGUUAGAGGGAUCAUGUCAUUUGCGUUAGCGCCUACGACGAACGUGAUCCCUGAGGGUCUCAAGCAUACAGGAUUGAACUUUCUGUGCGCGUGCCUCGCAGCUCUCGGAUACCAGUUCUCUUUCCAGCUCAUGAAUGCGGCGGGACAUGGGACUCCGCAGCACCGUAUACGUUGGUUCCUAAUGGCAGCCAAGAUCGGCGAGCCGUUGCCCAAGUUCCCCUUGCCGACACACUUUUACCCCGAUGCAGGCAAAGACGCGUCGUCGUUGUCUUUGCUCGUUCAUCCUGGCUCGAAGGACCCUGCGAGACCAUUGAAGCCGCGCAAAGGAGAGUAUUUGUACUCGCAUGUCAGUGUGCGGGAUGCGAUUGAGGAUCUGUGGGCGUUCGACAUGACCAACCCCGGCACCAUAGCUCGUCAACACAACAUCUCCCUCCCCUCCGAAACCCACCUCGACCCCGAACUGCGCCGCCUCCGCACGCACCGCUGCCGAGCGGACUGGAACCCCGGCGCGGACGAAAACGACGAUGUGUUGUACCUCUGUUGUCCUCGGGACGACUACCUCUCUCAAGCGCUCAACCGGCUCCAGCUCGAGGCGCGCGUGGAUCCGAGUGGUGAGGUUAGGCCCAGUGCGCUAGAGUUGCAGCAUUUUACGAAGUUUCUGGGCGAGGAGCACAGUGAGUUUAUCUGCAACAUCCCGAUGAACGAAAGGUCCAAACGGAACUACCUUGGGCUACCAAACGGCUUUCAGUCCCGCUCGCGCAUGCUGCACGACGCGACAUCGUCCAACGCACGGCGCGGGCAUAAGGGGAACUACUUUGCGCGCGCGGAUAAGGACGGGGUGUUCCAGACUACUGUGACGAAUAUCGGGCCAGCGGCUACGCAGAGCAAGUGUCUGCAUCCUUGGGCGUAUCGGGUAUUCACCGUGAGGGAGCUUGCGAGGUCGCAGGGGUUCCCAGACCGGUACAAGUUCGUUGCGCUCAAUAACGACAUUGUCACUAUGCAUCGGCAGAUCGGUAACGCGGUCCCAUGGCCGAUCGGACGCGCUCUUGGGCGCGAGUACGGAGAGGUGCUGUUCAGGCAAUGGUGUAAGGAGAACGGCCAUAAGAUCUAG